Molecule: messenger RNA, 3037 nt
Organism: Protopterus annectens (West African lungfish)
Lineage: Eukaryota; Metazoa; Chordata; Ceratodontiformes; Protopteridae
Product: interleukin-1 receptor type 1-like
Exons: 11
Coding region: 5-1651 (548 amino acids)
Biological process (GO): signal transduction
Molecular function (GO): interleukin-1 receptor activity
Source: RefSeq, a predicted model, not a curated record
UCCUAUGGCUCAUUCAGAGCUGUGUAAAGACUAUGGUGUGCAUUUUCAUCGUUCUUUUGUUUGUGAUGGAGAGCCUGUUGUGGUGACAUGUCCCAUAGAAACAGUUGUCAAGGAUUUAAAAGAGUACGGAUACAGUCAUGAAGCAGAGUGGUCCAGACAGACACCUUACAUAAACAUAACAGAGGAGAAACCCAGAAUAAACCUACUGAGUGAUUCUUUGCUACUAUUUCCCACAAAACAUGGAGACUCUGGCCCAUAUGAAUGUGUGCUGAGAAACUCAACAAACUGCAGCAAGAUGACAGUUAUACUGGUGGUUUAUGAAAAUGAUCAUGGCAUGUGUUUUAACAGCAGUUUAACAUAUCUGCAAUCUGCAUGGCUGUCAACGAUUGGAAAAAUUGUUUGCCCUGACCUGGAUAGAUUCAAGAAGAUUGGCACAGUGUCACAAAUUAGAUGGUAUAAGGAGUGCAUUCCAAUUCUGCCAAAUACUGAUAAAUACAAGGACGUUGGUGAUUCACUUCGUAUUGUAAUGCUGACAAGAGAAGAUGAAGGAAACUAUACAUGCGAAGCAACAUUUGAAUAUAAUGAAAAAAUUCUCAAACUGACUCGAACUAUUGGCUUGGACAUUAAAGAACAAGGAAAUCGAGUGUCAUCAGAGAUCAUCUUUCCAAUGAAUACUACCAUAGAAGUAAACAGCACUAAAGACCUUGUUGUAGAAUGCCUUGCAGUGCUUGGAUCUGACACAUCAGUAUUAUUUUGGAUGGUUGGUGGUAACUUUAUUGAAGAUGUAUAUAAGGAUAGAAGAGUGCUGGAGAAUGCAACACAGGAAAUACUAGUAAAUGGAACCAAAAUGAAAAAAAAUCCUCUUAUCUUCUUUGAAGUAUUAAAUGAGGAUUAUGGAGUUAAUUUUGAAUGCAUACUGGUGGCUGGUGAAAGACAUGUCAGAACAUACUUUACACUAAAACCAACAGAUACAUGGUAUAGGAAAUACGUAAUAAGCAGUUUUGUCACAGCAGCUUUUUUCUUGUUAGUUGGCAUAUGUGUAUACAAGUUCUUCAAGGUUGACAUUGUCCUGCUUUAUCGGGAUUCCUGUUACUUGCUUAAAAAAACUCAAGUUUCAGAUGACAAAAUGUAUGAUGCUUCCAUUAUUUACCCAAGAGACAUCAAUGUUUGCAGCACUAGAAGCUCUACAUGCAAUACUGACACCUUUGUAUUGAAAUGUUUGCCUGAAAUCCUAGAAGAUACAUAUGGGUAUAAACUCUUCAUUUUUGGGAGAGAUGCACUACCAGGGCAAGCUGUGGCAGACAUUAUGGAUGAAACCAUACUGAAAAGCAGAAGAUUGCUGAUUGUGCUUACUGCACAUGCUUCUGAUCAGACCUGGCUUAUGUUUGAUCAAUUUCUUGGGCUAUACAAUGAUCUUGUUGCAGAGACAGUAAAGGUCAUUCUGGUUGAAAUGGAAAAAAUCACUGACUACAGACAUUUUCCAGAGUCAGUUCAGUAUAUAAAAGAAAGAGGAAGCAUUGUACAAUGGAAAGGAGAUUACACUGAACAAUCACUUUCACCAAAGUCAAAAUUUUGGAAAAAACUGAGAUACCUAAUGCCACCAAGACAUAUUCAAGUGUCACAUGAAAAUCACAUGAUUACAAGAUCAUAACUAGCAAUGUGGUUGUCAUAUUUGAGAAUGGUUCACAUUUGUGAGACCAUUAAAUUAUAUUUGGUGACUGAAUGAGUAAGACUAAGCAAUGCAGAGACAUUUAAAAAUCUGCUCAGUAAAACUUAAGGAUUUAUGUUACCACAGACAGGUAAUACAGUUCCUUAGUGGUCUGUGCAGUUGGUACUACCUGAUACACAUAUGGACAUAACUUGCGGUCUAGACCUAGAACACUAUUUUGGUAUUUUACUAUGAGGUAUCCUGCACUGCAGUGUCUUUAGCGGAGAGAUGGCAGUGAUUUCAUCAGCUGUCCUGCCAGUUAUGUGACUACACUGCAUGCACUGAUGCAUGUAGAAACAAAUGUGCACAAGUGAUGCUGCUUGACCAGUUGUAUUCCACUUGCAGCAUCUCACACAACAUGAUUAUUAUAUGUUUUAAUUGCACAAAUGCUGGACUUUUUGGAGCAGGUGUUCUUUAUUCAGUCAUUAUGACAUUUUCUUAUGUUGUUCAAGUUAUAUUCUUCCAUAUUAUUAAAGCUGUGGCAUUGGUUUGAGGGAGGUCAUGAAAAGCAUGCAAAAACUUAGACUAAGGCAACUGUGAAUAUGUUUACUAGGCAGGAAGACCUCCAAAGAGAUUUGGAUUACUGACACACUGAAGGAGAAUUCUGAUAUGUCUAGCAUUACCUGGGAAAAUUAUUUACUACAGGAGCACUACUGUGUUCUCUCUGAUGUGCCAGGGAGGCAAUUAUCUGAAUAUCAAGAAAAUGCAAGGCACUGUAUAUAGGAAGUCAUGUACUGGUGUGCAUGAAAAUGUAAAUAUGAUGCUCUGUGCAUAUAUGUAUGUAUUUAGCACAUUUAAAGGAGAAAAUAUGCAUAAAGACAUUUCCAAAAUCAUUUUGCCAGUCAGGGUUUUGUGAAUAUUUCUGUAAGCCAUCAAAACUAAUGUUUCCAGAGAUAUUCUGCACAGUAGACCUGAAAUAGCAUAGCAGCAAACAAUCUAGGUUCUUCAUUUUCAAAGGGCAUAUUUUACCCUAUGGAAGGAGAUGAUAUUUCUGCCUGCAGAAUUGUGUCUUAGUGUACCAAGCUUCUAAAGCAGGUAAGGUGUUCUGUCUAUGGUAUGGAACAUACCUUGGCAUCUCUCCACAUGCCAUCUUCUAGUUAGCCUCCUCCCAAACAGACAUAUUUGCUUCAGUUUGAAUGAUUCAUUGCACCUAAGAUCUCAUUCAUUACCUGGUUGGCUGUGAAGUAUUCUCAGUCUAUUCAGGAGGGAUUCAAACAAAAUGUAAACUGACCAAAAUGUGAAUACAUCAACACAAACUUUGUUAUUACUGACAAAUGUAUAUUUACCUCAUAUAAUAAAGGCUGUGACUUGAUGGCACACUUAUAAUGA